AUGUCAGAAAUGACAGUAGUAGAGCAGAAUACAAUGAAAACAUUCGAGAUGAACUAUGAGAAGCUGAAGGACAUCCUUGAGCACCGCAUGCGCAUAGGCAGCAACUUUGUUCAGGUGCAUAAGUUUGCAAAGGAUCUUGAGUCCUCCUUUGAUGCGCUGACAUCGCUUCUGGACACCAAUAGGGAUUUCGCGAAUGAGCGGGUGGCAGCACAAGUGAAUAAUGUAUUCCACAUGAUCGAGGAGACAAUGACUCAAGAAAAACAUGACGUUGAAAGGUUUGUCAAUGGUGCGGAGUCAGUGGCGAGAAAUGAUGAAACUUUGGAUGUUCACCGAUCCGUUAAGUCGGCGAAGAAUAUGAUUAUUGAUCAUGAUCAUCGCUAUAUCUAUCUCAAAUCGAAAUGGGAUGAGUGGCAGAGGAAUAAGGCAAGAUUGCUUAUGAAGUAUCGCAAAAGCAAUUUAUCAUUUGCCUUUCAGAUUGAGUUGAAGAAACACGUACGAAUCAUUGAAGAGAUAGAGAUGUGGCAGGAGGACACAUGGGAGAUCAUUAGUUCUAAUCAGAAGCAAAAAAGAAAGUAUAGUAGCGUUCUGCUGAGUUUUAUAACGACAACUUUCCCAGUAGAGCCGCCGACACCUAAGGGAACAGUAUCCUGUCUGGAAACAUUUUGUGUUUCAGAUGAAGAAUACAAUAGAAGAGUUGAGGAAGUACUCAGAAGGCAAAAGGAAAUCGAAGAGCGUUAUAAAAAGCUUAAGAAGAAGGACGGUAUCGACGUCAAAAACAACAUUGACUACCGUCAGGAAUAUAUCAAUGGAGUGGCCAGUCUUGUUAUUGAGGAGACUUUCAUCGAAGACACGGCCACGUACACGGUUCGGGCUGAAAACAUAGGAGGUGUUGCUGAAAGCAGCGCCAAGCUUACUGUCAAAUGUGAGUCUUAUAAAGAAUUGAAGUGGUUUUUGAAUCACAAUUUCUUUCUAACACAUCGAACCAUACUUGAAAGAUGCAAUGCCGCUUAAUA
Strongylus vulgaris is the source of this 1013-nucleotide messenger RNA. NCBI's taxonomy places the organism in Eukaryota, Metazoa, Nematoda, Chromadorea, Rhabditida, Strongylidae. The record is from the annotation of a GenBank genome assembly.